CCAGCACUUUCCUGUAGUAAAAGGCCCAAAACUGAACACAGGGCUCAAGAUGUGGCCUCAGCAGUGCGAAGUCCAGGGGACAAUCCCUGCCCUGGACCUGCUGGCCACACUGUUGCUAAUACAGGAUGCCAUUGGCCUUCUUGGACAAAUAUCUCUAUAGCUAAAAAUUAUUUUGUGUUUUUAAUUAUAGCUCUGAGAUGAUAAAAUUAUUUCCUAAAAAUCUGCUGUUCACCAAGUCCUUGCUGUGUAUUUGUGAGGCAAUAGAAGCUUUGGGCAAAAAGGUGGAUGCGUAGGUAGAAGGGAGUGACAGAAUGAAGCAGAAAUGGGUGUGAGGGCUGUAUAUGACUAAUUAAUGUGUGGAGAGAGAGAGAGCUGUCUAUGGAAAAAUGUCUUUAUGCAUAGGAUCUCUGUGUGUGGGGACACUUCCAUGUAGAAUAAGUGCAAUACUUGUAUUGGGAUCCAGUGUGUGGUAGCAGGACAACAUCUGCUGCACCAUUUGUUAAAGCUAUUUAAUAGUCUGCACAGUAGCAAAUGCUGUGUGUAUUCUUAAUGCUUUAUAGCCCUGAAUAAUUGAUCCAUUCUGUAUCUUACCAGAUCAAGCCACUGACACCACAUUAAAAAGAUCUAAAAUUUAGGAAACUUCUGGAAGUCCAGAGACAGAGAGCUUUAGCUCAACAUGCGUUGUAAAUUGUUGGUCUGAUAGACAGUUUGCUUUGGAAAAGUGUGCUACACUGAUUUUACAAAAAAAAAAAAAAAAAAAAAUAUAUAUAUAUAAAAGCUCUACUCUUCCCUUACAAAUGCUAUGUUAAUUUCACAUCAUGACAAUCACAAGAGAACUUGUUGGGGUUAAAUGAUACCAGCUAAGCAGCCAGACUGCUUCAAAGGUGAGGAUAAUUUAGUGCCUUGUUAACAGAGUCAUCAGAGAAUGUAAGUGCAGUACAUGCCAGCCUUGAUAAAGUUUGAUGUUGUCAUUCUGUUUGGUACAUCGGUAAGUUUCUAAACUGUUGAUAAAUUACUUCUCUCUUUUUCUGUCUCUAAGAUACUACGCAUAUCUUCAGCAAGCUCAAGCGUUUUACUCAUUUCCAUUCCAUCAGAUGAUGACUGCGGUGCCCAACAUGGAAAUGAUGACUGAGCAGCCGACUCUAGAGGGCAUUCCAGAGCCAAACAUUGCUCAGGAGCCUCCGAAAGGUAGCUUGACUGGGCUGUGCUAGUGAGCUGAAGUGAGAGUGAUUAACUGGGGGAAAAAUAUUGCUCUUAAACUGCUUCCUUGGACCUAUUGGAUUUCCUUUUCUUGAUGCUCACUGCAGAAGUAUUGAUUAAUUGUAUUUUUUAAGAAACGUGUUCUAACAGACAAUUAAAAAGACAGGAAGUAAACUCAUGUGAAUGUAUGCACAUUGUUCAGUCUCACAUGAUUAUCUUGUUCCACGAAAGGAAGAUUUUUUUUUUCAAUAAGUAAAUACAGUAUUUUAGCUGAAGUCAUAGGUUUUAAUAUUAGAGAAAGUUUUUUUUAAGAUUCUGGCUUCAAAAUACCUAAUUGUUUUAACUUUCUGCAAGAGAAGUACAGUAUAAUUUAUUUGGAAUAUUUCUGUUUGAAUGGUUGCUUAGUUUUUAUAGUAUUCACAUUUAGGGAACUGUUUAGUGUGGCUUAUUUAAACAAAUACUAACUGUUGGAAAGUGACACUGUUCUACAGCUCAACGUUAUUAAUGAACAUAGAGAGAGAGAGAGAGAGAGAGCAAUCUCUGGGUGGUCAUGUCAUGGCCAGUGCCUGUGCUGCUUGAAUCUCUAAACUUUUAAGAGCCAGAAGAUGAGGAAGCUUCAGGUGUGUUGCUUAAAUUAAUGAAUUUUAAAGAAGUUAAAAAAGGGGGAAGGAAAAGAAAAGCCAAAGCAACUGAGCCAAAGCAACCCAAAAAGCCUGCUGCUAAAAAAGAAAAACCAGCCAAGUCAAAAGGCAAACAAGAAAAGAUCACAGAUACUUUUAAAGUCAAAAGAAAAGUGGACCGUUUUAAUGGUGUAUCUGAAGCUGAACUUCUGACCAAGACUUUGCCUGAUAUUUUGACCUUUGAUCUGGACAUUGUGAUAAUUGGCAUAAACCCUGGCCUGAUGGCAGCUUACAAAGGACAUCAUUACCCGGGACCUGGAAACCAUUUUUGGAAAUGUCUGUUCAUGUCUGGUCUAAGUAAUGAACAGCUGAACCACAUGGAUGACCACACCUUGCCACAUAAAUAUGGGAUUGGAUUUACAAACAUGGUUGAAAGGACAACACCUGGAAGCAAAGACCUCUCCAGCAAAGAGUUUCGGGAAGGAGGGCGAAUUCUGAUGCAGAAGCUACAAAAGUAUAAACCUCGUAUAGCAGCUUUUAAUGGAAAAUGUAUUUAUGAAAUUUUUAGUAAAGAAGUUUUUGGAAUUAAAGUUAAGAACUUGGAAUUUGGGCUGCAGCCACACAAAGUGCCAGAUACAGAAACUCUCUGCUAUGUUAUGCCAUCGUCCAGUGCAAGAUGUGCUCAGUUUCCUCGGGCACAAGAUAAAGUUCAUUAUUACAUUAAGCUGAAAGACUUAAGGGAUCAACUGAAAGGCAUUGCACCCAACACGGAAAUCCAGGAGGUGCAGUACACCUUUGACUUGCAACUUGCACAAGAGGAUGCUAAAAAGAUGGCUGUCAAAGAAGAAAAGUAUGACCCAGGCUAUGAAGCAGCAUAUGGAGGAGCUUACUGUGACCGUGCGCCGUAUGACACUGACCAGUGCAGCUUGUCUUCAAAUGGAACUGGAAGCAAUCCUCAGUACUGCGAAGGGGCGUCCUUCGGCGAGGUUCCUAACGGACAGUGGAUGACACAGUCCUUUGCAGACCAGAUUCCAGAGUUCAAUGCUGCCAUGACACGGGAAGAGGAGGGGAGCAGCGUGUAGGAGCUGCUCCUUCUCAGUUAUGCACACAUGCUGCAGUUUUAAUGCAGUGAUCAAGAUUGGUACCUCAGUUCUCCAACUGAAGCAUCUGAAUAGUAUUUUAUCUCCCCUAGUUAUUUUAUUAUAGUCCUAAGUAAGUGUGUGGUAGGCUGAAAUCAAUGAACUUGGUAAUUUUAAGGAACCGUCCAAACUUUUAAAAAAAAAGUUAGCCCUUUUUUGUAUAUGAGUUUUAUAUUUAAUGUAUAUCAUUUCUUGCAGUUUUUGACAAAUUGCUUUCUCAUUUGUGAAGAUUUCUUUGGGGUGUUAAUUUUAUUCCAUAAAUGGCAAUGUGAUUGGAACAGCAGCAGUAUACUUUUUAUUGAUGCCUCAAUAUUUGGAUAUCUCUUAAUACUUUUAUAUCCAGAGCAGAAAAUGGAAAAUGUACCCUUACCUUGUGUGAAGCGAUGUUUUUAAUCAUGCACAGUUAGAAAAAUGGUGCUUUUUAAACCCGCCUUUCACUGUCUUAAAAAGUGUAGAAAGUUGUGUUCUGUUCUGCAGCUGUGAGUGCUGUCUUCUGGGUGGGAUGAGAGAGCUGUCCGUUCAGUGAGCGUAACAUAAUUGAGGAUAAAGAGAGUGAAGACAUCAUCUCACGUCACAACACUGGGGAGGAAAACUUGUGUCACACAGGACAGGGCCUAAAUAUUCUAGCUGAGCUCUCUUAGGAUAAGGUUUCUCUUCCCCUUCAUCUCUUUACCCCUUAAAUUCUAACAUAAGGAACUGGAAUUGCUUUUAAAAAAGGCAAAAACAAACAGCAGUGGUAGUUCUUGAAUUCUGUGGUAUUUAAACUCCAUCAUUUCAAUGAAGUUAGUCCCUUCACCUGACCUUUAGCAGGAGAUAACCCCUUUGAAUGAGAACUGAAAGACUGCAUUCUCUUUAAAAGUCACGUACAGCAAUGUUAUUUAUAUAAUGUCCAAUUAGCACAGGGUGAAAUAGAUUUGCAGUUUAGUAGUUUUUAACAUUAAGCUCUUUUUAAUGUGUAGUACCUUAGAGGGUGUUCCCUUUGUUCCACUUAAAAGUUAAAAACACUGAGUUGAAUACAGGGACAGGUGUUUUAUGAAUAAGAAGUUGUCUGUAGAAACUAUAACUCUCUUCUGAGGAACUUGCCUAAAUGAUACACAUUUUUGGCCAAUAUUAGUGACUGAGGAAAAAAAAUAAUUUCAUGCUGGUGCCUAAUCUUCUUUCCGUCUUUCAUCAUGUGAGGAAAAGAUGAAGUAAAAGCAAUAAGCUGAUCAAAACACUAAAGUUUUGAUGAUCUUAUGACAUUUGGUGCUUCACAUACUUGAAAACAGACACAAACAGUAUCUCCACACUCCAUGCUGCUCAGAGAUUCCUGUACCAGUGUGAUUUAUCCUCUCUUCACAGCUAGUGACAGUUGUCAGUUGUGUGUAACUGGUCAGUGUAGGUUCUAAUCCUGCUGUAACACCUCUUACGGAGAUCACACACUGUCAACUUGUUGUGAGGCAGGCGUGAUGUUUACAGUUUCUUCCCAAAUUAUGUGGCUUAAUUCUGAGAAUCUUCAACUGAGUGAGUGUGCAUUAUGAUUCUGAUUGUGUUUAUUAGCUGCAGCAUAAAGCUGUUCCACAUAUUGUCAGAAAGGUAUAGGACUUGUCUGUUAUUUAAAGUGUACUGUAUCAUGUAUUGCUGUUUACAUGUAUGUUUUUUCUGCAGGUGCUCAAAGUAUCUUGCAUCAGGGAUUUGUUACAAUUCAGUUUUAUUUUCAACAAAAUUAGAAGCAUGAAAUUAGCACUGCUGAGUAUGUAGCACAGUAGGAUGUUACUCCUGAAAGGCUAUCCUGUUUGAUUGGAAGGGAAAGGUCUCUUUCUUAAUGGAAUCACUCAUUUGGUUAUCUGAAUAUAAAAUAGAGUGGACUGCACAAUGACCAUUCCACUAAAAACUGCAAUUCUGUGUCCUCCCUCAAAACUGGUGCUCUUUUUGUUACAGUGAUACAGAAGUUCUUAAUCUGUCUUAAAUCUAUCAAUAUUUAACAAUAAAAUCAGGAAUUGUA
Molecule: messenger RNA, 4943 nt
Organism: Taeniopygia guttata (zebra finch)
Lineage: Eukaryota; Metazoa; Chordata; Aves; Passeriformes; Estrildidae
Gene: TDG
Product: thymine DNA glycosylase
Biological process (GO): base-excision repair, AP site formation
Cellular component (GO): nucleus
Molecular function (GO): uracil DNA N-glycosylase activity; pyrimidine-specific mismatch base pair DNA N-glycosylase activity
Source: RefSeq, a predicted model, not a curated record